This is a messenger RNA of Plectropomus leopardus (leopard coralgrouper), 5658 nucleotides long. RefSeq names its product N-deacetylase/N-sulfotransferase (heparan glucosaminyl) 2a (gene ndst2a). Gene Ontology annotation, molecular function: heparan sulfate N-sulfotransferase activity; hydrolase activity; deacetylase activity. The record is from RefSeq and is a predicted model, not a curated record. Lineage: Eukaryota; Metazoa; Chordata; Actinopteri; Perciformes; Serranidae. Gene Ontology annotation, cellular component: Golgi apparatus.
AAUGGCUGACUGAGCAGCAAAAUGCCAAAGUUCACUUUUAACUGUAAACAUAUACGCUUGUUGUCCUUCGUUUCACUUGUUGGAUUACUGUCUGUUGAGAAAGAUUACAGGAGUCGUCAAGUUUUCUGCAGUGUUUUCCCGGUGUCUUUUGCUGGAAUGGCCAGGCUAAGUGGCGUGGGGGGGCUUAGCCCCAAAACAAAGACCACCAGCACAGACAAUUCCACUGCUGACAGAUUACAAAAAUAUCUACAGAUUGACACUUCUAUGUAGAAACACCUGCAUAGCUGCUUGAAAAAGAGAAUUGAACAUGCAGCAAAUUUGUUCCUGAUAUUCUGGACCAAACUGGUCCUCCAACAGAGAUCACUUGUGCAGUUGUUAGCUUUCAUUCAGUCAACAUUUCUUCUUUUUGGACCCCCUAAUAUUUUACAUUCCAUCCAUCAAAUAAUACCUCCUUCUCUCCCUCUUUCCAUUCAGUCAUCAGUCAGGGUAUUUAGUGCUGCACAGCUUGAUAUGGAGAGCAGGUAAUGGAUGAUGCUGGCCAUGGUGACCUAGUGUAAAUGGCUAUUUCUCAGCACAGCUCAGUGCCAGUAUCUACUACUCGAUUUUCCUCCUAUACUCCCCCAUACUCUCAUCCCUGCUCCACCUCUCUGCUCUCCUGCCUUGUUCACAGCUGCUUCUUAUUGCCCAGUCCUGCCUCUCCCCUCCAACACAAUGGUAGGUGCAGGCUUGGGUGUUUGGAAGCUAAUGCGAGGUGUCCGUCAGCUGGAGCUGCACCGCCUCAUCCUGGCACUUAUCAUCUUCUGCUUACUGUCCAUGGCCUUUCUAGCUUACUAUGUCUCCAACAGUCCCAAAAUCAAAGAGGCCCCACCAUUACCCUUUAGUGACUGUGGUGGAGGAGGGGGGAUGUCACUGGGAGGAAGUAUGGGAGCUGUCGGAGGAGGGCCAGGUGUCCAAAGGGCACCACUUUUCCUUCCUCCACGCCAGGGCCGAUUACGACAGGUGAAGGCUGUGGACAAUUCCAGAACAGAGCCAGUAGUUCUGGUGUUUGUAGAGAGCAUCUACUCCCAACUGGGCCAGGAGAUUGUAGCCAUAUUAGAGUCAAGCCGCUUCCACUACCGGACAGAAAUAGCUCCUGGUAAAGGAGAUAUGCCUACACUGACAGAGCAUAACCGUGGACGAUACACAUUGAUCAUCUAUGAAAAUGUAUUGAAAUAUGUCAAUCUGGAUGCAUGGAACCGUGACUUGCUGGACAAGUAUUGUGCUGAGUAUGGAGUUGGUGUCAUUGGCUUUUUUAAAGCUAAUGAAAACUCUCUUCUCAGUGCACAACUCAAAGGUUUCCCCCUCUUUCUACACUCACACCUGGGACUCAGGGACUACCGUAUCAACCCCAAUGCUCCUCUACUCUACAUCACCAAGCCCAACCAAGUAGAGCAGGGCUCUUUACCAGGGGAUGACUGGACCAUUUUCCAGUCGAACCACUCUACCUAUGAACCAGUGCUUCUGGCCAGCACCAAGUCCUCUGAAGCACUGGCACAUUUUGGGCCCAGCCCAUUACGGGCCCUUCAUGCUACUGUGGUCCAGGACUUGGGGCUCCAUGAUGGCAUUCAAAGAGUUCUCUUUGGGAAUAAUCUCAACUAUUGGCUUCACAAGCUUGUGUUUGUAGACUCCAUUGCCUACCUGACAGGGAAGAGACUGUGUUUGUCCUUGGACCGCCACAUCCUGGUGGAUGUGGAUGAUAUAUUCGUUGGCAAGGAGGGAACUCGUAUGAAGGUGUCAGACGUGGAGGCAUUGCUCACCACACAAAACAAGCUGAGAGCACUGGUCCCUAAUUUCACCUUCAAUUUGGGAUUUUCUGGAAAGUUCUAUCACACAGGUACUGAUGAAGAGGAUCGGGGAGAUGACAUGCUGCUGCAACACAGGAUGGACUUCUGGUGGUUUCCUCACAUGUGGAGUCACAUGCAGCCUCACCUUUUUCACAAUGUCAGUGUCUUGGCUGAGCAGAUGAGGCUUAACAAGAUCUUCGCUCAGGAGCAUGGCAUUCCAACAGAUAUGGGCUAUGCAGUGGCUCCUCACCACUCUGGCGUUUACCCAGUUCACAGCCAGCUCUAUGAGGCCUGGAAGUCUGUGUGGGGCAUCAAGGUGACCAGCACUGAGGAAUAUCCUCAUCUGAGGCCAGCUCGAUACCGACGUGGCUUCAUCCACAAUGGGAUCCAGGUGUUGCCCAGACAGACCUGUGGUCUGUUUACCCAUACAAUCUUCUAUAAUGAAUACCCGGGAGGCUCUAAGGAGCUGGACAAGAGCAUCAGAGGAGGAGAACUCUUCCUCACUGUACUACUUAACCCUAUCAGUAUCUUCAUGACACACCUGUCUAAUUAUGGCAAUGAUCGACUGGGUCUGUACACCUUUGAGUCUUUGGUGAAGUUUGUCCAGUGUUGGACCAACCUCAGGCUGCAGACCUUGCCCCCUGUCCAACUCGCUGAGAAAUACUUCCAGAUCUUCCCUGAGGAGAGAGACCCACUCUGGCAGAACCCUUGUCAUGACAAGAGACACAAAGAUAUCUGGUCUAAAGAAAAGACCUGUGACCGACUACCCAAAUUCCUCAUCAUUGGACCACAGAAAACGGGCACUACAGCGCUUCAUUCAUUCCUAAGCCUCCACCCAGCAGUCACAAGUUCGUUCCCCAGCCCCACCACCUUUGAGGAAAUCCAGUUCUUCAGUGGAUCAAACUAUGACAAUGGGAUUGACUGGUACAUGGACUUUUUCCCAUUCCCCUCCAAUGUCAGCACAGAUUUCAUGUUUGAAAAGAGUGCAAACUACUUUGACACAGAGGCUGCGCCUAAGAGAGCUGCUGCCCUGCUUCCCAGAGCCAAAAUCCUGGCAGUGCUUAUCAACCCUUCUGACAGGGCAUACUCCUGGUACCAGCACCAGAGAGCCCACCAGGAUCCUGCAGCCCUCAACAACACUUUCCAUGCAGUGGUGACAGCGGGCCCCUUUGCCCCCAGGGAGCUGCUGGCCCUUCAGAGGCGCUGCCUUAAUCCCGGGGCCUAUGCUUCUCACCUGGAGCGCUGGCUGCAACACUACCAGCCCAACCAGUUGCACAUUGUGGACGGCGCCCUGUUGCGGUCUAACCCAGCGCUGGUGAUGGAGGGAAUUCAGAGAUUCCUCGGUGUCACUCCCAUCUUCAAUUACACCCAGGCUCUGAUGUUUGAUGACAGCAAAGGUUUCUGGUGUCACAGAGUGGAAGGAGGUCGAGCUAAAUGUCUGGGGAAGAGUAAGGGAAGGAAGUACCCAGAGAUGAGUCCUGAGUCACGUGCCUUUCUGACAGAGUACUACCGCGAGCACAGCAUGGAGCUGCUGCGUCUGCUGAAUCGGUUGGGCCAACCGCUGCCGUCCUGGCUUCGCCACGAACUCCAGAGCACAAGCUGGAGCUGAAGCCACAAACACACACACACACACACACACACACACACACACACACACACACACACACACACACACUCCACAGAAAGGCCACGACUGGAAUCUGUGGAUGAGCCAACUCUUGGCUCUGGAUUAGAGACUACCUGAUCUGGAAUCAACAGUAACACACGCUAGCUACAAGGUUUUAGCUGAUGUUCCUGUUCCAUAGAAAAGAAGACCGUACAACAUGUGAUCUCUCCUCCGGUGUUAGUCACUGUUGGAGAAGGAUCCCAGGGGACUCUCCAUCCUACUCCUGAAUGGUUGCCAUCGUCCCACGAGAACUGGGCAGCCCUCAGCCUCAGUCAGUGCAUGUUGGACACUGUAACACAUAAGUUUGCUGUGGAUCCAGGGGGCUGGGUGACCAGCAGGUUUGGGGCAUAAAGAACAGGUCAAACAACCUUAAAUGAAAGGAGGAUGUAGGACAAACAUGCACAAACAAAAACUCAAUUUAAUUUUAUUUAUAAAGCCCAAAUCUCAAAUUGCCUCAGAGGGCUUUACAGCAUACGACAUCCCUCUGUCAUUAGUCCCUCACAUCAGAUAAAGAAAAACUCUCCCAGAAAACCCUUUAAUGGGGAAAAAAUGCUAGAAAUCACAUGAAGAGCAACUGAGGAGGGAUUCCUCUUCCAGGACGGACAGACAUACACAUCUCAUCUUUCCACAAGAAUGAUUGUGAAGCGUUUUCAACAGCAGGUGUAUAUGUUAGGUUUGAGGGGCAGGUGGGAUACAAACUGGCCGUCAGCAUGAAGCAGACAGACAGGCCAUAUCCUGCUCCAGGUUUAUCUUUUGCACACACAUCUACCUGCAGUUUCAGCCAACAGUCGGGGUGCUACAUUCCCUCUUAUCCUCACAGUUAUCCAAUCUGUUAACUGUCGUUACAGAUAUUUUACAGUGGAUUUAGCUAUUAUGAUGACAGGUCAUUGUAAAUAUGGGAUCAGUUUAGAUUUGGUCCAAGACAAAAGCCCAGGUGUGGUCCAGGUUCUGCCUCUCACUGAGCAUCUUAAUUACACUUUGUGUAUUCAUUAAGGUCCAAAUUGUUAUAGAAGAAUGACAGAUUGUUCCUUACAUGGGUUAUGGACUCCCACCAGUUUUCAUUUAGGGUCACUUACAUACUGACUUUUAACCCAUGUAGCAUAGUUACCAUGGACACCAUCCAUGUUUUGAAAAAUGGAGGGAAACAUGGAGCAUGCUGCUGAGCGUAGGUUGUGUUGUAGAACUAGAUUUUACUGCAUUAUAUAGGAAGAGAGAAAAGAGCAUCACAGAGAAUGUUUUAUUGAAGGCUUAUGCCCAAACAUCCCUUACCAAAUCCUAGGUAAACCUCAUGUUAGCUAGCUCAGCACACUUUGUAGUGCUACUGGGUAUGGCUUGCAUUUUUAGACCCAGAGCCAAUACAUGUAUUCAUAUAGCCCAAUAUUCAAAUGUAUACUUAGACACACUUAUGAAAAAACAUCACAUAUGAAUAAAAUAAAAUAAUAGAUAAUAAGAAUUAAAAUAAUUAAAUAAAAAUCUACAAAGAAUAGAUCAGAGGCAGGAUUUGUCAUGUUAUACAAUAUUGUUUUUAAAGUUCCCAUAUGAUGCUCGUUUUUAGGUUCAUACUUGUAUGUUGGAUUUCUAUUAGAUCAUGCCUUAAUGUUCAAAAAACAAACUGUUUUCCUCAAAUUGUCUGCCUGAAUUUACCUGGAUCCAUCCUUUGUCUGAAAGGCUCCAGUACUCUUUAAGCCGCUUUCCCAGAAAAGCCCAGUCUGCUCUGACGGGUCAGUGAGUGAUUAUUAGGUUUGAUAAUAUUAGCCAACUAUUUAGAGAAGAGAUGGGAUAAAUUCUAAUGGUAGGAUAUAAGGAGUUUCAAGUGACUGAAGUAAUGAAGAUAUUGUAUCCCGUAACCAAGACGGGCAAGAUGAUGGUGUUGAUAACUCAUAUCUCUCUGAGAUAUCCUUGAGCAAUGUGACCUUAAAUUACAUUUUUGUACUAUUGGACCAGAACAUGAAAGUUUGGGUUUCAGUUCUUUAUAAUGUAAUAUAAUUUAUUUUCAAAGUGUUAGAGAUUGGUUAUUUGGGGUAUCGAGUGUGGAGGUAAAACAGUUGCUUUGUGCUCCAGUUGGAGGCUUUCUCCUUGCAACAGCUGCUGAGGGUCAUGGGUACUGUAGUAAGGUAAGGUAGAUUUAUUGGUCAUUUUUUAAACAAAGUUUGAAAAACAAAAUUCCAU